UUCCUUUAUGAAACUACAAAACAAAAAUACUACGGGUAUUAGGAAAUUUCACGCCCUUCAUUGAAAAUUAAAAUUUAACAAAGCACCCGACAUAAACAAAAACAAAAUAUUUCAUAUUACAUUUUGUUAUCACGAAACUUUGACCACGCGAAGUUCUUACAUAGAAACCGAUAAUAUUUUUAUUAAAGUAAUUAAUACUGAGAUUAAUUACAUUCAUUAACAUUUGUCUCGAAGUUAUCUUAUGUGCAACUGUAGCACCGACGUCGACCUAUGACAUAUAAUUAUCACAACGCUGAGGGUAGUUCAUUUUAUGAUACUUUCGAUUAUUAUAUCACACCAGUCGCCUGCAAGACAAGUGCUACGGUCCAAAAUGUGUAAUAUUAAUUUAUUAUUCACAUUUUUAAUUAUAAUCGCUUUAGAUUAUACUGUGAGAGUCCAAGGUGUUAGGAGGUUUUAUAAAAAAGGUAAAGAAACGGUAUUGGCUUUGGAAGGAGAGCAGUUUGACAUGGAGUGCAAGGCAGAAGUAAGAUUAACUUAUUGUGCGUUCCAUCAUCCUUCAGGAAAACGAUUCUCCGUAGCAUCAGCUACUUUAAAAGGAGGCUUUUGCUCCAUGAAGGUAACGACCACGAAAAUGGACAAUGGUUUAUGGAUCUGUCACUUGGGUACGCAUCCCUCGGGAUUAGAAAGGGUUCAGCCGAUCGAAGUUCGCGUAGUAGACCAAGUAGCAGCCGUCUGGAAGAAUAUAUCAAUAGUCCACAACAGUAUUGGGACGGUAAACUGCGCAACUACUAAAGGAAUGGUACCGUUAACGUACUGCCGCUUCGAGCCGCCCAAUGGACCACCGUUCAGCAUUAAUUCUGAUAUAACAAGAGAAAAUGCAAUCCUAGGAAGAUAUUUCUUCCCAAAAAAUAAGAGUUUGGACCGCGGCGACUGCGCUGUGACUAUCAUCCAUGCGAGGGAUGAAGACAUAGGCCAAUGGACCUGUGGAGCUAGCCUUGAUGAUGGAAAGGAAUACACCGAUACGGUUUAUGUCGAUGUAGAAGGCUUCUACAAAAUGACAACAGCAUCAGUGGCGCCAUACUUAUUCGGAGUGUUUGGCGUUCUACUUGGGGUCGUGAUCAUUGGCGUGAUAGUGUGGAGGCGGCAAUUGUGUCUGGGUACAAUAAGACCUAACGAAGAAGGAGAUGCUCAUGAAUUGCAGGCACUUCCAGGGCCAUCGCGAGCCCGAAGCUUGCCUAGACUGACUAUAGAGUCACCUACAGAGCCUAGUACGUCCUCGCAAGUGUCUCAUUGUUCAGACUAAAGACAUCAAGUAAUCAUAAACGGCCAUUCUAUUAAAAAAUGCCAGCUCCAUACUGUGUCAAAACUGGUAGGAAAUCUUUAUCACAUGAAUAGUAAACGCAAUGUAAUUGACCGGUUAUAGGUAGAUAACCCAUAUAUUAUUGAGUUUUCUAUUCUCUUGGUAGACUAUCACCUUAGCGUCAUAAGUUAUCGAGAAUAGCCAUUAAUAAAACAUAUUAUACAUAUUACUGCCAUUAUAAGUAUAGAUGCACCCACCUCCUAAGAAAUGUCUAAGUAGUAAGUAAAAUGUAAAUGCAAGUUUAUUGCAAAAUAUUUUGUUUGUCCCCUCCACAAUUAUUUGGUCAUUAAUUGACACGCGAUGGUUUUACAAUUAAUUUUAAUACUUAAUCAAUUUAUUCGGAAUAAUGAUAUUUAAUGUAAUAAGAUGUGAUAAUGAUAAUAAAUGAUUUAAUUAAUUCAAUGUUUGUUAGGUAAUAAUAAUAAAUGAAUUCUAUUAUUA
Messenger RNA from Spodoptera frugiperda (fall armyworm), 1801 nucleotides. RefSeq lists its product as uncharacterized. Lineage: Eukaryota; Metazoa; Arthropoda; Insecta; Lepidoptera; Noctuidae. The coding region runs from base 311 to 1303 and encodes 330 amino acids. The transcript is spliced from 5 exons. The record is from RefSeq and is a predicted model, not a curated record.